CGCGGGUUGAGAGCCAUCACCAUGGUCUCCUCUCGCGUCUCCGGGGCCCUUCGGGCUCUCAUCUUCGCCGCGCUCAUCGCGCUUGCCUCCGCGGCCAAGGGUGUCGUGCAGGCGGGCGACAGCAACUUCGAUCGCCUCGUCCUGGGCAGCGGGAAGAAUGCGUUCUCGAUGAAACCGGAUUGGGACAAGCUGGGAGGACACUAUGCCGACCACCCGUCCGUUCUCAUCGUCGACGUGGACUGCACCGCGGACGGUCAGGGCACCUGCCAGCGCAUGGGCGUGCAGGGCUACCCCACCAUCAAGUACUUCAUGAGUGGCGAUAAAAAGGGUAAGGAUUACCAGCAGGGCCGCGACUUCAACUCGCUCAAGAGCUUCGCCGAGUCCAAGCUCAACAAGCCCGUGUGCGACGCCGCCACGAAAAAGGGCUGCGCGAAGAACGAGAUCGCCUUCAUCGAGAAGCACGAGGGCAAGAGCGCGGAUGCGCUCAAGGAGGUUGCCAAGGAGAAAGCCGACGAGCUCAAGGAGAUCCGCAAGGCUCGGUCCGAAGCCGAGAGCGAGCUCAAGCAAAAGCAGCGCGAGUGGAAGAAGCGCGAGAACGCGCUCAACAGGGCCACGAACAUCCUCAAGCAGAUGCAGAAGACGGCCUCGGCGUAAGUUUUGAACCGCGUCAACGACGCGGCGACCAAAACAACCGAAGUCGCAUUAGAAGGUUCCUCGCGACGACUCGUCUGAACCGACGCCCGGCGCACGCGCAUAAGACUGACGUGAACCCCCGCCCGCAAAGUCGAGCAGCCACUCGACCGGGGCGGAUGGCGAUGAAGUCUCGACGCGCGUGCCUCCCGCGCGAUCGGCACGGACGCGGCCGGUGAGCGAACGAGCUAGCUUAGAAACACCAUCUGAAGGCACUCGAGCCGUGUCGG
This is a messenger RNA of Micromonas commoda, 920 nucleotides long. RefSeq names its product protein disulfide isomerase (gene PDI). Gene Ontology annotation, cellular component: endoplasmic reticulum. Gene Ontology annotation, biological process: protein folding. Lineage: Eukaryota; Viridiplantae; Chlorophyta; Mamiellophyceae; Mamiellales; Mamiellaceae. The transcript has 2 exons. The record is from RefSeq and is a predicted model, not a curated record. Gene Ontology annotation, molecular function: protein disulfide isomerase activity. The coding region runs from base 22 to 654 and encodes 210 amino acids.